Sinocyclocheilus rhinocerous is the source of this 3661-nucleotide messenger RNA. RefSeq names its product C-Maf-inducing protein. The transcript has 20 exons. The record is from RefSeq and is a predicted model, not a curated record. NCBI's taxonomy places the organism in Eukaryota, Metazoa, Chordata, Actinopteri, Cypriniformes, Cyprinidae. Gene Ontology annotation, cellular component: cytosol; nucleoplasm. Bases 332 to 2359 code for a protein of 675 amino acids.
GCAACACAAACCAUUUCAGCUUCAGCCUUGUUUGCUACUGACCUUUGAAAUAAUUUGCGUGAAGUACCAUUAUGUGGGUGACACUGGCUCGAAGAUAUGUACGUCAAGAGUUCAACGCAACUUUAAAGGCGUAUCGUGACAUUCAGAGAUCAAUAAUCAUAUUAUUCACAUUUGAUUAAUAAAUAGUACAACCGCCCUUCCAUGACGCUGCAGACCUUUUAUUAAGGUGGUCAGUGCAGUACGUGACGCUCGUCCUGAGAGGUGUUAAUGCCCAGACUGUUUUUUGCAAAUAUGAACGUGUUUCUUCCUGUCUCUGUAGCCUACAGGAUACAUGGAGGCCCCUCUGUCUUACAGCACUAUCGAGGACCUACAGCUGUUGUCCUGGGACAACGCCCCCAAAUACUGUGUCCAGCUAAGCUUCCCUGGAGGGACAAUCCUCCUGCAGGCUGCUAACAGCUAUCUGCGGGACCAGUGGUUUCACUCUAUACAGUGGAAGAAAAAGAUCUACAAGUACCGCAAGGUUCUGAAUAACCCGAGCCGCUGGGACGUGGUUCUGAAGGAGAUCAGGGCCCUGGUGGAUAUGGCCCUCACCUCACCCCUGCAGGAUGAAUCCAUCCAUCAGGCCCCGCUGCACAUCAUCUCCACCCUGCUUGCUGAGAACACUAACCUCAGCGCUCAGGACCAUGAGAACAUCAUUGUGGCCAUCGCACCCUUGCUGGAGAAUAACCACCCUCCCCCUGACCUGUGUGAAUUCUUCUGCAAGCACUGUAGGGAGCGUCCUCGGUCGAUGGUGGUGAUUGAAGUGUUCACUCCUGUGGUUCAGAGAAUCCUCAAACACAACAUGGACUUUGGGAAAUGCCCCAGACUCCGUCUUUUUACUCAAGAGUAUAUUUUGGCUCUGAAUGAGCUUAACGCUGGCAUGGAAGUGGUCAAGAAGUUCAUUCACAGCAUGCACGGUCCCACCGGACAGUGCCCUCAUCCUCGGGUUCUCCCCAAUCUCGUGGCGGUGUGCCUAGCUGCCAUCUACUCUUGCUACGAAGAAUUCAUCAACAGUCGGGACAACUCUCCCAGUCUCAAGGAAAUCCGAAACGGUUGUCAGCAGCAAAGUGAGAGGAAGCCGCCCAUGCCUUUGCGCCUACUGCGGCCUGAGCCGCCCACGCCUCCCCCGACCACCACCCUGUCCCCACCUCCGGCCCUGCCCCUCUCACCACCACCUUCUAUCGUCAACUCCAGCGAGAUCCUGGUAGAGCUAGAGCGCAACAACAACACCACUAACACACUGUGCAAGGCCCCAGCAGAAGGCGACAGCGAGCCCAACCUGAUCGACUGUCUACUGGUCAGCCCCGCGCUCAAUGCCCUGUCCAUUCAGCUGCCUGCUCACGCCGACAGAGUGCUGGGAUGUUUCGCCCUCAUCCUUAAAAUGCUAUCAGACUACGAUGACUGGAGACCAGCACUAGCCAGCCUGCUUCAACCAAUCCCCUUCCCGAAAGAGGCCCUUGCACAUGCCAAAUUCACAAAAGAGCUGAAAUAUGUCAUUCAGAGGUUUGCUGAAGAUCCCAGACAAGAGGUCCACUCCUGUUUGCUCAGCGUGCGCUCUGGAAAAGACGGGUGGUUCCAGCUCUACAGUCCAGGAGGCGUAGCUUGCGACGAUGACGGAGAGCUGUUUGCUAGCAUGGUCCACAUCCUCAUGGGCUCCUGCUACAAGACAAAGAAAUUUCUCCUGUCGCUGGCUGAAAAUAAACUGGGACCCUGCAUGCUCUUGGCCCUGCGGGGGAACCAGACCAUGGUGGAGAUCCUGUGUUUGAUGCUGGAGUACAACAUCAUAGAGAACAAGGACACUCAGCUACAGAUCAUCUCCACCCUGGAGAGCACCCAGGUCGGCCUGCGCAUGUACGAGCAGCUGUGCGACAGACAGAGGGAGCUUAAAGAACUGCAAAGAAAAGGAGGCCCUACUCGACUCACUCUGCCAUCUAAAUCGACGGAUGCCGACUUGGCUCGUCUGCUGAGCUCCGGUUCCUUCGGCAAUCUGGAGAACCUCAGCUUGGCGUUCACCAACGUCACCAGUGCCUGUGCUGAACAACUCAUCAAACUGCCAUCCCUCAAACAGCUCAAUCUGUGGUCCACCCAGUUUGGAGAUGCUGGGCUCCGUUUGCUGUCGGAGCAUCUGGCCUGUCUGCAGGUUUUGAACUUGUGUGAGACUCCAGUCACGGAUGCUGGCCUGCUCUCCCUCAGCUCAAUAAAAAGCCUGUGCAGCCUGAAUAUGAACAGUACUAAACUCACAGCGGACACAUAUGAAGACCUGAAGGCCAAACUACCCAAUCUAAAGGAAGUGGACGUUCGCUACACAGAGGCGUGGUGAACACGAUGCUCGAGGAGAUUUAUAGACAGGAAAUCGCUGACACAUCAUCCGAACACAACAUAAUCAAGAAGCAAGGACUGUGUUUAUAGGAACAUCAUUCAAACGACAAGGACCUUCUGAUAAUAUCAUAAACGCUCAAGAAUCAUCUAGUGUCUCAUCCGAGGAUGCUCUUCGCAGCGGCGUCAAAAUGCAAGAAUAUGUCCCGUGACAUCAUCAAACAGCACAGGAACCUUUCUAACGACAUCACCAGGGGACUUUUUCCUCUGUCUCGUUCUCGCCUUUAUCUCAGACCCUUCAGAGGAACCGUGUCCCUCGUCUUAACCCAUAACUGGCGUCCCUUUUUGUCCCCCCGAAGACAUCAGACCACCUGGAUACAUUUCCCCUGUGGUACCAGCGUCUGGUGAAGGCCUGAAUAUUCAGAGCCACAUUCCAGUACAGUUUUGAUAUCACUUCCUGUGUGGAAAGCCAAUUUCCACUUAAGGUUUUUUUUUUUUUCUUGUUACAUGUGUGCUUGGUCUUCUCGGUUCAGAGUCCAUCAUUUUUGCAUCCUCACAGAGAUUUCUGGUGUAAAAUGUGUCUGUUAACAAUGUUCACGUUCAUCUCUAUAUCUCUAUUGCUCUGAAAAUCUUUUUUUUUUAUCAACUUGAAUAAGCAUAUUUUUCCAUACACUGCUUUCAUAUACGUGUGUGUUUGUAAAGAAAAUCGACGUAUCCCCAUUUUUAAUGCGGACAUUUCUGGGGCUUCGCUCAACAACAAAAAAUUCCUUUCCCUUCCUCUUCUCUCUUCUUUUUUUAGCCACAUUGUACAGUGUAAUUUUAAUUUCACACCCGUAUUUAAGAGAACAUCGUCCAGGAAGUAGUCUGGGACUACUUUGUAUUUAUGAGCCCCCCUUUCUGGUCCUAUUUUCUUUUAUUAAGUUCUUUUGUCAAGCAUACUGAACCAAGAUGGUGCCUAAAACAUUUUCUGUAAAGAUUGCAUCACCUAGCAACGUCAGUUGUACAUAGAUACAUUAUGAACUUUUAAACCGAUUAAUAGGCUUUAUUAUUCUCUGUAAACUUUGCCUCUAGUGGUCGAUAGGAGUCCACCAUGAUUGUCCUGCCACAACGGUUGACAAUGUUCCGCAUAUUUAUAUCAAAUCGAGCCAUGUGCUAUGUUCAUUAUGGCUUGUUAUGCAGUUUAACCUUUUUAUAUUUCAUUUUCUCGCUUUUGUGAUCAGCGUCUCUCCAAACGUAUAGAUUAUGACCAUUGUAAUUAGUUACAGUCAAUAUCUUGACUAGUAGAGAAACGAGACGGAUCUUGUAA